Pecten maximus is the source of this 7790-nucleotide messenger RNA. RefSeq names its product pleckstrin homology domain-containing family A member 1-like. The record is from RefSeq and is a predicted model, not a curated record. The coding region runs from base 232 to 1251 and encodes 339 amino acids. Lineage: Eukaryota; Metazoa; Mollusca; Bivalvia; Pectinida; Pectinidae. The transcript is spliced from 13 exons.
AUUAAUAUGGCGGGUAUGUACUCCGGCGCUUCCUUGAUUCAUGGUUGAUCAGUUGCAGAUGGGGCAUUAAACUGGCAGCACAUGUUCUUUGUGUAUAUUGAAGAUAAACGGAUGUCAGACGAGGAUUAAGGACCACAUCAGAGAUGUAUAGAGUCCAGACUAACAGACUUUACUAGACAAAUUAACGAUGUAUUGUGUGUAGAUCCUUACUGUCUCCUACAAACCUCCACCAUGCCUUAUAUGGACAAGCGCGGGCGCUUGUGCGGGUUCCUCAAUGUGGAGGAAAAAGAAAACAGUGGACGUUUUAGCCGAAGAUACUUUAUACUUAAUACCAAAGAAGGGAAGUUUCAGUACUUCAUGGAUAAUCCAUUGAAUCUUCCCCACAACAAUAGAACACCAGUAGACGGUAUUCCUCUACAGUUUAUUUCUAAGGUUAGUGAUGCAAGAAAACAGCGCCCAAAAGUUGAUAGCUGUUUUGUGGUAAAUUUUGCGGGGAAGAUGAUGUUCCUACAGGCCGAUGACAGUAGUGACAUGAGGAAGUGGAUAGAGUCUCUCAACGACGCCAGCAGGAUCACGGUUCCAAUGUCCAUGGAGAGUCCUGAGGAAGGAGUCAAUGAAUGGCAUCAAGAUGGUGUGUCAGACCGGGGUUACAAAACAGAGAUAGCUGGCGGUGUUGUGUGUAAAAUCCCUAUACAGACCAGCGAUGAUGAAAUGUCAGAGUCCAGUGAAGGGGAAUUUGAUUCACACGGUGAGCCUGCGUACCGCCUACCAGCCAUCAAAACAGGCUUCGGAGUCAAACAAGGGGGAAUGAGAAAAAACUGGAAGAGAAGAUACUUUGUGUUAACAGAACAAAAUAUUUUAUACUUCAGUUCCAAGAAGGCUAAAGAACCCCUCGGUAUGAUACCCAGGAACGAUGUCCAGGAGGUGAAGAUAUCUACAAAACAUCCUAAUCGUGAUAACUUGUAUGAAAUAGUAACAACAAAAAGAACAUUUUAUAUACAGUGUGAUAAUCCAGAGGAGAUGUUCAGUUGGGUUGAUGUCAUACAGAAAACAUAUGCUCUUGAAGCAGUUAAACCUACCCAGUCAUCAGGAGACCAACAAAUGAAAGAUCCUGCCACGGAGGCGUUUGAUAUGGAGAAUUUUCCCGUCACCAAAGUCUACCCCCACGGGGAAUGGUGUGCCUCAGAUGAUGCAGCAAAAACUGACAAGGACACAACAAGACAGAAGAAAAAAAGUUGGCUGCUAUGGUAGACUGUUGCUAGGGUUACCAAAAUGGUUGCCACCUUAAUUGUGUCUGAAAUAUAUGAUACUAUACACUACAAAUUUAUAGUAAAAGAGAAAUUGUAAAAGUUAGAAAAAGUACCAGGAACAGAUCCAAAAUUUCAAUAGAAUACACUCAAUUAUAACAAUGGUCUAAGUUAUAUCGUUUCACUCAUCCAACAUUUUGUUUAUGUUUAUUGAACCCGCCACUUUUUCUAUAGAUUUUACAGAUAAUGUCCCAUUAUAAUAUCCUCUUGUAUCAGUCUCUGAGGUGAAACAAAGACCCAAACUUACUAAUACUAGAUAUUGCUGUGAAAAUGGGAACAGUUACAUCAGUAUUUCAUUGCAGGGUAGUUGUGAUUUCAUUAGAUAAACCUUACCAAAUACCAUAAAUCUCAUGAAACCGAAAGACUUCUCCCAUACUUAGUGCGAAUUUCACCAACGGAUAAUUUUUUUUUCAAUGGCAAUGGGUGCCACUGCAUCAGUUUUAUCCAAACUUAAACCAGGCAAUAAACAUUGUACUCAUAUUGCUGUUAAGGACUAUUACAGACCCGUGUACAAUUUGAUUCAGCUGAUUCAUCAUUUCUACGGAAUUGCCAAACAAUAUAGAUAAUUUAUGAGACAUGUAGCAACUGUGGUGUGUAUAGUCAAAAAUGAGGCCAGUAUUAUAUUUGAGAGUCCGUUGUCAAAAUUAGCUAAUCAGAAUUAUCAGAAUUCAGUGUCUAGGUACAAGGUAGUUUUAUGAACAAGGUGUUUUAAGUCAAGAAAAACCUGUAAACCAAUGCUGUAUCGUGGUGUACAUUGUCUGUCCUGCAUAAUCUUUAUUACUUAAUAACUUCUUAAGAUUCAUAAGGUCCAGAAUCAUUAUGUCUUGGCAUAUGAAAGCUCAAUGUAGGGAAAAUAUUGGCAUGUUUAUUUAAACAUUUAAUGGAAAAUGACCUACAUUUAAAACGACAAAGGUCAUACAUUUCAUGUUUUGGGCAAUCAAUUUUAAUGAACCUUGGAACAUAUCGACUGAUACGUUCAAAUUCAAAUAAAACAAACAUUAAACAAGGGUGUCUAGUUUUAAAAGUAAAUUGUUCGUAUUGUUACUGCUUCGCUACCAAUGUCCUUAGCAAGGCCUCCAUCAUUAGGUGUUUCCCUCGGCACAUCGUUCGGUUGUCUGAUGUCAAAAGUAGUGAGCAUUCACAUAAUUCCCAUUGUAGUGGGUGUACAGUCACGUCCUUCUCUCUUCUUCCCAAUCCAAUAGGGAUAUGAUUCUCUGUACUGAAAAGCAGCAUUUUGGUUUCAACCAGUUAUAUAAAGUGCACUAAACAGUGCAUCGCUUGGUUUGGAAAGCCCCUAUGCCCAACGUCUACAGGAAAACCCAUGUCUGCCACCCCUUGUAUCUGCAUUCUGCCAGUAGUUCUUCAUAUCCGCUCUCUUUCCUCAUGCGAAGCAGAACACUUCUCCUUCCGGGAUGAUUUACUUUGUUCAGGGGACCAGAAGACCUUGUCAGUGCCGAAGAUAUUUUGGUAUUCCUUUUAGAAAAGCAAGUAGCUUCUAGUCUCCAGCUUAGUCCUUACCUAUAAGUUCUUGUCAAAGAUGCAAACCCGUUCCUCAUCGACAGAUUAUUUCGAUUUUCCAUCUCCGAGUACCCCGUUGUGACUCCAAGAGUAUCUCUCCCGAGAGAGUGGCUUGGUUAUAGUAUGUGGUCUAAGGUUCCUCUUCUGUCACAAGCUGGCAGUUAGCAUUUUCGACACUGGUUCCUUUUUUUCAAAAUUUACAUUGACAGUAUCAUCUAGUGUCCAAGAAGAAACCUAUUCUUCUUGACGGUACUUUGGGAUCUCAAAAAGUGUUAAAUCUCUGUAAAACGUCCCACCUUACACAUGCCCCUUAAUACUGCCCUAGCCAGUCGUCUUUCCUCUUCCUUGUAUCAGAUUUCCUUCUGGACCUCUUUUCUUCUUUCUCUUGCACUUCCUAUCAAUCCGUCUUUACCUGUACACCUGUCAAACGUAAGGACUCCACUACCGCUGCUGUAAAAGCCGUGUGAAUUUAUGUUAAGGCGUUUGAAGUGGUCUGGAAUAUUCCACUUGCUGCCUUACAGACACAGAGGUGGAUCUGGUGUAUAUUCGACUAACGUAGAUCUUAGCAGAAUGUUCCACAGUGGCAACUGCUUUCAACCGUUGUUCCAGGGCUUGUUUUGGCUUAUCUUGUAUUUUAACAUUGGUUCAAAUCCUGAAUGACCCUUUCCUAAUAAACCAUGAUAUCCCAGUAAGUUGUAAAGAUUUAAGGUCACUAAAGUUCAAAUAUGCUAAAUUUAAUGAUACAGGACGGCACACAAGAUCCCUUUCCACGGACUAUAUAGGUAAAUACAGGCAGUAGCGUCUCGUGAUUGGCCUUAACAGUGUUUUAAUUGUUUUGGUACUACACGUAUUUUUAACCUGCACAAUACAAAAACAGAUUAGCGAUACUAAUUAUUUGGACUUCUUGUCUUCACCAAAUUUAUUCUUGUCAUUAUCAAGUUUACUCUUGUCUUUAUCAAGUUUAUAUUAUUGAUUUUCGAUAUCGCGGUCAUUACGGUUUGCCAGUGAUAGAAAGCCAUAGUCAAAUGUUUUGUCACAAAAAGGCAGAUAGUACAAGGUUGUGUGCCUUAUUGAACCGUUAUUAUGGCCCAGCUAGGUUCUAGACUGGUGAUUUAAUCUUUAUACAAAGUGGCACGUCAUCAUAGUUAGAUAUGUCAUUUCUUCAAACCCUGUUUUUUAAAGUGACGUAGAUUUUUUCAGCGUCUGUGUACAACAUUAAUAGGUAAUGCUACACUAGUGGUUGUCGGUCAAAAUACUCAAUUACGUGUGGACUGUAUUGGUACAGGGAUAUUGGUUUCUGGAUACACACUAUAUGAUUUAUACUCGCAUGUCAAUUAAGUCUUCCAGAACAUUUAAUUGCUUUUAUUUUAUUUGUUUUAAAGUAACAAUCAAGUCUGUCAAAACCAUUUAUGAUUACCAGUGUCUGAUAUUUUCCGUAUUAUUAAGAUUUUAAACAAUGGGUUUUAAAAGAUGCAUUGUAGAUGUAUGUAUGCAUAUAUGUUUUUCCUUACUAUGGCUACAAACCACUUGUUAGUAAUGAGGGGUGGGCUGGGGAGAUGCCUGGUCUGGAUACACUUUUGGUCGGUUCCUUGUCCGGAUACACUUUUGGUCGGUUCCUUGUCCGGAUACACUUUUGGCCGGUUCCUUGUCCGGAUACACUUUUGGCCGGUUCCUUGUCCGGAUACACUUUUGGCCGGUUCCCUGUCCGGAUACAAUUUUGGCCGGUUCCUUCCCAACUUAAUUCUUGUUCCUUCGCCUUUAUUUACCCCCACUCCUGUCGAGCUUGCUGCCGGUUCCUUCCCUUCAGUUAUCUCGGCUGAAAUCUAUCAAUUUUACAAAGGUUCCAUGACAUAUGUUAAAUUCUCUUUACUUUGUGAGAUAUAAUCUGAAAUCAAUUUCUGAGGGAAAGCAAUUUGGAAUUAAUAUUGCUUGGAAACCGUGCAUUUACACAAUAUACGUAAUUUUCAUAUUUUCAUAGCAGACAUCGCAAUCAUUUACAGACAGACACUCUCCUAUGACAGACCACGUCCUCUUACCCUGACAUGUGUCGAUGGAACUACAGAUACCAUGUCCUUAUGAUAGACCACGCCCCUGACCAAGCCUCCGUGACCGACCUCAUUCCUGUGACAAACUAAAAUAUCAUGUUACUGUGACAGUGGCUAAACCUGCCUUGCCCCUGUGACAAACCUCCCCCACGAUGAUAGUGACCACUUCCCAACCCAACCAUCACCUUGUCACCUCCCUGGUAAUGGAAGCCACAUUCCCAAUCUCUGAAAGAAUCCGCCCCAUAUCAGUCACCAGGCCUUCAUCAGACGCCAUAGAUAACAUAUACAAACCUCGUUUAAGAACUCGCCCCAAGACACCUAAGAUAACAGACACAUGCUUCGUUAGAGACCACGCCCCCGUGACAGUGACCACGCCUUCAUCAGACACAAUAGAUAACAGAGAGACAAGCCCAUUACAGAGACCACGCCCCCGUAACCGUGACUACGACCUAAAAAGACACCUUACAUAACAGAGACAAGCCCAUUAGAGAGACCACGCCCCCGUGACCACGACCUAAAAAGACACCUUAGAUAACAGACAAGCCCCGUUAGAGACCACGCCAACAUCAGAUACAAUAGAUAACAGAGACACAAGCCAAUUAGAGAGACCACGCCCCAUGUGUUUGGGACCAUGCCCCAGUGUCGAGGGUAUGUUGAAGUGAUUAAUUUAUUUCGCUGUAUACUUUUAGAUUUGUUUUGUAGAAUAUCUGUAUAAUAAUAUAUGCAUUGUGUACAUGUUAUUAAAAUAUGCUUUUUACAAAUAUUUAAUCAUUUUCCCCAAAAGAGCAUGCAUGAUCUCAUAACCUGCAAUUCCCUUUAGAAUUCCACAACGCUGUUUUGUUUUGUAAGAUAUGUUACUACACCAAUACGAACCAUAUACUUUAAUGAAUAUGUCUGAUAGGUACAGGUGUGUAAAAUGGCCUCCACGUGGACUGUUAUCAGCUCUUAAUGUAGAUGUGGUAGUACUUGAACCAUUGUACUAUUACUUCGUUGUUAUGCGAUAGUGUCCUUUCUAGGUAGAAAAGGCCACUAUUCCCUAACAAUAAGUAUAUUUCGAAUUUCGGAAGAGCUGUCAUACCAGGUAGUUUCCACUGACACUAUCCGUGCGUUCCUUUAUUGGGUUCGUACCAGUUGUACCGAUACUAAUCGGCUGUACUCGUAAUGGAACGCGGCGUACCAGUAGAGCCGAACCGGUUCGCUUUUUAUGUUUGGAGCGUAUACCUUGAAGAGAAGGCCGCCAUCUUGGAAACUCACCUAAGAUUCAAUUGCGUUUCAUUAUAUGUUACCGAACCUAUUCAGUACAACUGGUACAAACCAAAUAAAAGAACACGCGGUAUGUCACCUGGCUAAAUACCUCCAAAAGGUGUGAAGCCUGUGUUCGUGAUGGAGGUAUUUUAUGUUUAAUCAAUGAGACUAUGCUUCCGAUGAAAUCAUAUUUUCAUGUCAUCAUUGAGCCCUAAACAUGAGGUCUUCUACUUAGGUCUUUCGUCACCUAAACAACUGUACAGACCGUUAAACACCCGUCACUGCCGUUUCAUAUUGGUAAACAGAAAAAAAAAGCAUUCUCAGAAAAUCCAUGCUGCCAUGAAAUCAGGGAAUGGAACCCGACCGGGUUUUAAUCCGUCUUUUUUGCCAGAUGUAUGUUAAUCAAACCUGACAUGCAGGAUUGAUAAAAAAACAUGUACAAUAUGCAUGUACAAUGUAGUUAAAAUCAUGGUAUAUUCAAUGACUAUACGUUACAUUUAGUUUCAUUUUUAUAACUCCAAUUAAGAGACACCUUUUUCAACCUUUGGUUUUUCGGAGACUGCUGUAAUUGUUGCGAUCAAAUCAAAUCCUCUCCUGGACAGUUCGGUCCUGCAGUGCUAGUUACCUGGACUAGAUAAUGUCUUUAUGUCUAGAACUGUUGUAUGUAUUGUUUUUUUUAUUUAUUCUGUGUGAUAACACGUGUAGUAUAACAUGUUAUUUGUUGUUUCAAUGUCGUUUUAGAUAAAUUUCUGUGCUUGUAAACUUUCCAAAUUUCCCAUAAUUAUCCACAUUUAUUGCACUUCAUACCGUAUAAGGUAGGUGACGACCAUCACCAUAUUACUAGAUACAUGGAAUGCCUCGAUAUUUUUAUUGGAAGGUGUAAAUGAGACAAUAUUAAAAAUUAAAUAACCAUGUAAGAUUCAUAGAGGUGUUAAUAAUUGAAAUUUACAUUCUAUCAACUAGAUUUAAUGUGUCGCCUCAUUGUGAUAUGAUUUAGGGUUAACGACAUUCUAAUCUUCAAGGUUACCGAUUUACUUCCCUUUGUUCCAGUUUGACAGCUGACGAGGGCUGAGAAUUUGGUUAACCCUAACUUCUAAGCAUACACAAGGAUAUCUCAACCCGAAGGGAAAUCUAUCCCGUGUGUUGAGAUACCUCUGUUUACAUGACAUGAUAUUACUUAUCGCCUACACAUUCCUGGCGUUAAAUUCCUCAGUAAUAUAAAGGAGAACUAAAUGACACCAUCGGUGGCAAACAAUGAUGACGUUACUUCAUUGUCAUAUGGUUGCAUUGUAUGCAUGAAGUGAUGACAUAGCCAGUGGUGACGUUUUCAGAAUAAGGAUGCGUAAGAGCUGUCUUUUCAUCGGUAGGGAAAGACAGGUUUAUCUCUUCCCGGCAAAAAUAUUGAAUGUACCUGUGAUGUGUGGGAGAACGAUGUUUCGGUAAUAAGGAGAGAUAUUGUAUAUUUGAACUUAAUGAUUCCCGUUAAUUUAACCCCAGAGUUCAUGUAAAGUUAUGGUGUUAUUGUGUAAGCAGCUGUGAAGUGUUUUAUGUUUUUAGAAUAUGGCUUCACCAUGUGUAAGAUAUAUGUAUUUUAUGCAAAUUAUAUUUAUUUUCAGCAAUUUUGUCAUGCCUGUGUUAUAUUUUGAAUAAAUCUUUGAAAGAAGAUGUUAUCGAG